This is a messenger RNA of Scomber japonicus (chub mackerel), 6666 nucleotides long. RefSeq names its product calcium channel, voltage-dependent, T type, alpha 1H subunit b (gene cacna1hb). The transcript is spliced from 34 exons. Gene Ontology annotation, cellular component: plasma membrane; voltage-gated calcium channel complex; voltage-gated sodium channel complex. Gene Ontology annotation, biological process: calcium ion import; neuronal action potential; positive regulation of calcium ion-dependent exocytosis. The record is from RefSeq and is a predicted model, not a curated record. The coding region runs from base 1 to 6666 and encodes 2221 amino acids. NCBI's taxonomy places the organism in Eukaryota, Metazoa, Chordata, Actinopteri, Scombriformes, Scombridae. Gene Ontology annotation, molecular function: low voltage-gated calcium channel activity; voltage-gated sodium channel activity.
AUGACGGGCACCCAGGAGCCAGACCUGCAUGAGCAGCAGCACAGAGGAACAUCGCAGGAGGAAGGGGACGAGGAGGAGGAGGGGGAGAAGGUGCAUGUGUCAAUUGAGGGAGAUGAGGGGGAGCAGGAGGAAAAGGAAGAGCUGCCCUACCCUACUCUAGCACCAGUGGUUCUUUUGGCUCUGACCCAAACCAGCCCGCCCCGCUCCUGGUGCCUUCGAGCCGUCUGUCACCCAUGGUUUGAGCGUGUGAGCAUUUUGGCCAUCCUGCUGAACUGUGUGACUCUGGGCAUGUUCCAGCCCUGUGACCACACCCCCUUCCUGCUGCAGGCUCUGGAUGAUGGGAUCUUUGUGUUUUUUGCCGGGGAAAUGGUGGUGAAGAUGGUGGCUCUUGGGGUCAUAGGUCGGAACAGUUACCUUGGCGACACAUGGAACAGAUUGGACUGCUUCAUUGUUAUAGUGGGAAUGCUGGAGUACUCACUCGAUGGACACAACGUCAGCCUAUCAGCUAUCCGGACUGUUCGGGUUCUCCGCCCACUGAGAGCCAUCAACAGAAUUCCCAGUAUGCGUAUCCUGGUGACCCUCCUCCUGGAUACACUUCCCAUGCUGGGCAACGUGCUGGCACUGUGCUUCUUUGUCUUUUUCAUCUUCGGUAUCGUUGGUGUGCAGCUGUGGGCGGGGCUAUUGAGGAACCGCUGUUUCAUGGGAGAAGAUGUCAAGAUGAGAUAUAACAUUUCCUUGAGUGGCUACUAUCGGCCAGAUGCCUCCGAUGACCACCCCUUCAUUUGCUCGAUGGAAAGAGACAACGGGAUGCUUCGAUGUUCUGAUGUGCCUCGCCGCCGUGUAGACGGGACUUCCUGCUUCCUGGGUCCUGAUGAGGCCCGUCCAGAGAUGGGACUUAGUGUAGAUGAGCCAGUGUCAUGUGUGAACUGGUUCCAGUAUUACAAUGAGUGUCGAGCUGGGGAGAUAAAUCCACACAAAGGAGCUAUUAACUUUGAUAAUAUUGGAUAUGCAUGGAUUGCCAUUUUUCAGGUAAUAACUCUAGAAGGUUGGGUAGACAUCAUGUACUACGUCAUGGACGCACAUUCUUUCUACAACUUCAUCUACUUCAUCUUCCUCAUAAUAGUGGGCUCCUUCUUCAUGAUCAACCUGUGCCUGGUCGUCAUAGCGACCCAGUUUUCAGAGACAAAGCAGAGAGAACACGCCUUAAUGAAAUCGGAGCAACGCGCUCGGCAGCUCCACCAAUCAGCUUCCACGCUGGCCAGUGACAGCCAACCGGGAAGCUGCUAUGAGGAGAUCAUCCGCUACCUGGCUCACCUGGGCCGCAAGGCAUGGCGUCGCCUGUCCCGGUUUUACGCUCGGAAACGCCCACACUUUCAUUGCACGUGUGUGUGCCGUAAAGACAGAGGCGCUGGUUCUGCCAGGGGGAGUGGGGUCGGGGAGAUGAAUGGACUUGCCCACCGACAUUCAGGCCACGCCCCCAAUGACCUCUCUCACCUUCAUCAACUUUAUCAUCAUCGUCACCAUCAUCAUCAUCAUCACCAGCACCAUCAGCUUCACUCUGAGCGUCCUGUCAGCAAUGGGGAGAACGGUUUUAAUUAUCCCAUCAUAUCACCCCUCUUCCGUCACAUGGAUGCAAAGGGUCGGGACCAGAAGAAGCUGGUUGCCACGGAGACCAUCAACAGACUGCCGCAGCUGGUGCUGGAGCAUGGUGGGUGCGCUGGGCAUCCUGCGUUACCGUUGCCAGGCGAAGUCCCAGCAGAGUCCUCAGUAUGCCCUUAUUGCAUCUACUACAACCAACUUAGUGAUGGCGAAAAUGUUAAUGAGCAGCCCGAAGACCAGCAACAUGGGUACAGCAACUCAUGCCACACUAACUGUCAGUGUCUUAGUAGCAGUCCGUGCCACUGUAGCAGCCCCUGCGGCGGUGAUGCACAGGUGUCUGAGCCAAAGAAGAGGCUGUGGGUGCGCUGCUGGGCGGGAAUCAAAACUAAACUGGAACUCAUUGUUGGCAGCAGAUACUUCAGCAGGGGAAUCAUGAUUGCCAUCCUUAUUAACACACUCUCGAUGGGCAUCGAGUACCACGAACAGCCGCAGGAGUUGACGGAUAUUUUGGAGAUCAGUAACAUGGUGUUCACUAGUCUUUUCGGCCUUGAGAUGCUGCUGAAGGUCCUUGCUCUCGGGCUCUUUGGCUACAUCAAGAACCCCUACAACGGCUUUGACAGCAUCAUUGUCAUCAUCAGUGUGUGGGAGAUAGUUGGUGAGGCGGAGGGAGGCUUUUCGGUGUUGCGUACCUUCCGUCUGUUGAGAGUUUUGAAGCUGGUGCGGUUCCUUCCCGCCCUGAGGAGGCAGCUGGUGGUGCUAAUGAAGACUAUGGACAAUGUGGCCACUUUCUGCAUGUUGCUGAUGCUGUUCAUAUUCAUAUUCAGUAUCUUGGGGAUGCAUCUGUUCGGCUGUAAAUUUGGUUUGCGACAAGACAGUGGAGACACUUUACCUGACAGAAAAAACUUUGACUCACUGCUGUGGGCGACUGUCACUGUGUUCCAGAUCCUAACCCAGGAGGACUGGAAUGCGGUGCUCUAUAACGGGAUGGCCUCCACCACACCUUUGGCUGCUCUGUAUUUUGUAGCCCUCAUGACUUUUGGCAACUAUGUUCUCUUCAACUUGCUCGUAGCCAUUUUGGUCGAGGGUUUUCAAGCUGAAGGUGAUGCCAACAGAUCUGAGUCAGAUGACGACAGACAAUCACUCUCUUACGAGGACGAGGAGAAGUUGAGGGAGCUGUACGCUGCAGAGCUUAAGAUCCAGGCCAUGAUGCUGAGCCCCAAUGGUCUCCUGAACCCAAAAGCCUCCAUGCCCCACCCUUCUCCUCCUCCUCUGCCGGUCAUCACACAUACUGCAGCCACACCCACCAUUAACUCCAGCCAAUCACGACGGGCGAGUGGUGCUUCCAUGGACCUCAACAGCUUUGAGCAGAGGCCACAGUCUCCAUGGGAAAGCGGGCCAGAGAGCCGUCGCUCCAGCUGGACCAGCAUCAGCCGAGCGCCCAGCCUGCACAGGAAGAGCCAGUCAGGGGAAAUGGAGUCCCUGCUGUCUGACACUCAUACCAGCUCAAACCUCAGCAGCAGAGAGCAGUCUCUGGACCAGGCUGACUACCUGCAGGUCCCCAUGAUGUACCCACCCGACUGCAACGGCACCACCUUUCAUCUCCCCGAGCACUGCUUCGAUGACGCUCCCCUGGCAACACAUUACCACAGUGAUCAAGAAGAGGAAGAGGCUGAGGAGAGUUUAUGUAAGAAGCUAAAGAAGUUGCUGCAGCCAUAUGAGCCUCGGUGGUGCCUGGAGCAUGAAGGAUGGUCGCUCUAUCUGUUCGCUCCACAAAACCAGUUCAGGCUUUGGUGUCAGAGGGUCAUAGGGCACAAGAUGUUUGAUCACAUCAUCCUCCUCUUUAUCUUUCUCAACUGUAUCACCAUUGCACUGGAGAGACCCAACAUACAGCCCAACAGCAUGGAGCGGGCGUUUCUCAGUGUGUCCAAUUACAUCUUCACUGUGAUCUUCGUAGGUGAAAUGAUGAUCAAGGUGGUAGCUAUGGGCCUGUACUUUGGAGAGGGUGUGUAUCUGAAGAGCAGUUGGAAUGUCUUAGAUGGACUGCUGGUGUUUGUGUCCCUGGUGGACAUCCUGGUAUCCAUAGCGUCAGCAGGUGGUAAUCGUAUCUUAGGCAUACUUCGUGUGCUUCGUCUGCUCCGCACACUGCGACCGCUCAGGGUGAUAAGUCGUGCUCCAGGUCUGAAACUGGUUGUAGAGACUCUAAUUACAUCUCUCAGACCGAUUGGGAAUAUCGUCCUCAUCUGCUGUGCUUUUUUCAUUGUGUUUGGAAUUCUGGGAGUUCAGCUGUUUAAAGGGAAGUUCUUCUACUGUGAUGUGUUCGAUGUGAGUAACAUCACUAAUAAAACUCAGUGUCUGGAGGCAGGACACCGCUGGCUUAGACGGAAAUACAACUUUGACAACCUGGGACAGGCGCUGAUGUCACUGUUUGUGCUGUCAUGUAAAGACGGCUGGGUCAGCAUCAUGUAUGAUGGGCUGGAUGCUGCCGGGGUGGACCAGCAGCCAAUAAGAAACAACAAUCCUUGGAUGCUGCUGUUCUUCAUCUCCUUCCUCCUCAUCGUCAGCUUCUUUGUGCUCAACAUGUUUGUGGGCGUGGUGGUGGAAAACUUUCACAAGUGUCGCCAGCAGCAGGAGGAGGAGGAGGCGCGACUGAGGGAGGAGAAACGACAAAAAAGAUGGGAGAAGAGGAGGAGGAGGGCCCAGGAGAAACCGUAUUACGCUGACUACUCCCCGUUGCGUCGAUCCAUCCACACCGUGUGCACAAGCCACUACCUGGAUCUCUUCAUCACCAUCAUCAUCUUCACAAACCUCCUCACCAUGAGCAUGGAGCACUACAACCAGCCUCAGUACCUGGUGGAGAUACUCAAGUACUGCAAUUACAUCUUCACGGUGGUUUUUGUCAUCGAAGCCAUUCUUAAACUCAUCGCUUUUGGCUUGCGCCGCUUUUUCAAAGAGAGAUGGAACCAGCUGGACCUCGCCAUUGUGCUGUUGUCCAUUAUGGGAAUCACACUGGAGGAAAUAGACCUGAAUGCUUCCCUCCCCAUCAACCCUACCAUCAUACGCAUCAUGAGAGUCCUGAGGAUAACACGAGUGUUGAAGCUGUUGAAGAUGGCAACAGGAAUGAGAGCUCUACUGGACACUGUGAUGCAAGCUCUGCCUCAGGUGGGGAAUCUGGGUCUGCUCUUCAUGUUGCUGUUCUUCAUCUAUGCAGCUCUGGGAGUUGAGCUCUUUGGAAAACUGGAGUGUUCGGACGAGAACCCAUGUGAGGGUCUUAGUCGCCACGCUACCUUCGACAACUUUGGCAUGGCUUUCCUCACACUCUUCAGGGUGUCUACUGGGGACAACUGGAAUGGGAUUAUGAAGGACACGCUGCGUGAGUGUCGCCCACAGGAUCGUCACUGUCUAAGCUACCUGCCCCUGAUCUCGCCAGUUUACUUUGUCACCUUUGUCCUGACGGCUCAGUUUGUACUUGUCAACGUGGUGGUGGCCGUUCUGAUGAAGCACCUGGAGGAGAGCAAUAAGGAGGCACAGCUGGAGGAAAUGGAGGAGAGGAGGGAGAAGGAGGAAAGGAGGGAGAUGGAGGAGAGGAGGGAGAGGGAGAAGGAGGAGGCCAACCAGCGCCUCAAUGCAGCAUCUGUGGGAGGAGACAUAGAGCAAAACGUGGAGACACCUGCACAGGUGCAGUUUGAGGAUGAGGAGUGUUCCCAUGGCAACAUGCUGAGCAUUGGACGCAUGCUGUCUCUCCCUAGCGACAGCUACGUUCAGCCUCUCAGAUUUCCUCCUUAUCCUCCCAUUGGCCACGAGGCUUACUCCAGCUACAGCUACUCAGGCUCCAUGUCAUCGCUGGGCUCCAGCGGGGGCAGCUCAAUGCUGCAAGUUCCAGGAGCUCUGCCCGUCAUCAGCCACGCUUCACUGCAGUUUGGACGCAGCACAAGGCCGAUGAUCUGCCUCAGCACCUCUCAGAACACGGACAGACCCUCUUCACGCAGACUCAGUCCGGCUCACAGCAUAGAGGGACACAGGUUUAGUCCAGCUCACAGAAUAAACAGGCACAGACUUAACUCGGCUCAUAGUAUAGAUGGAUAUAAAUUCAGUCCAGCUCAUCGAAUUAACAGACACAGACUCAGCUCUGCUCACAGUAUAGAUGGAUACAGGCUCAAUCCAGACCACAGCACAGACAGACCUAAGCUGAUGUCAAGCCACAGUAUAGACAGACAUCCUUCUCUCAGGCUGAGUCCCACACAGAGACGGCCCUCUCACUGGCUCAGUCCGGAAGACAGUUCAGACAGAAACAAGCUGAGCCCCUCCUAUGUUCCAGAAAGUUCAUUCCUGAAGAGACCGGCAUCCCUUCGUGUCACGAGCAGACAGUUACGGAGACAGGAGGCUGUGCGCUCCGACUCUCUGGAUCAGAGCGGCUCAACUGAUGAUCUGGCAGAACCCCACCUCACUGUGCCCGUUGCCUCCUCCACGCCGCCACGACAGCGAUCAUCCAGCGUACACACACUGAAAUAUACACACCCCCAGAGGGUCAUUUCAUGCAGGAGCCACAGCCGGAGCCACAGUGAAACCACUGGCCAAGAACAUGUACCUGAGCAGGCCAUCUGUGGCUCGCAGCCAGAAACAGAUGUCGAGAAGCGGCCUGUCAGCCCACAGAGUCUGACCAGUCUGAAGGUCCCGAGCAGUGAAUCCACCUCAUCAGCUCCGCUCUGUAGCUCCAGAGUGGCCGUCCCCGACCCCAGCCCCCAGUUGGACGACGCUGACGAGGAAGUCAGCCGUAUUAACAGUUCUGUUCACACACACUCACACACACAACUUCCUGCAAGCUCCUCACAUACAAGCAGACACCUUACCCCGAGCCCCGGGGAGCACAGGAGUCGCCUCAGCCAAUCAGUAUCCCCGGUUUCGGGCAGGAACAGGAAGGAGAGGCUGAGCCCGCCACCUGGGGAGGAGCCGGUUACCAUGGCUACUCAGCUGAUGGACAGCAGUGUUGAGCUGAGAAGACGGACUCUGUCAUUCGAUGCCACAACCCUCUCUCCCAAUCAGCCAGAGGGGAGCUCAGUGGAAGACUAA